AUGUAUCCAAUCCCAGCGUCUCAAAGCCCCCCAAUGUCACAAUCAACUAUAAACUAUCAACAUAAACCUACUUCAAGCUACGCUAGCGUGACGUCAUCAACAUGUUUUCCCAAGAAAGAUCAGGCCAUCGUAUUGGAUUCGAUUGAUGGAAUAACACUCAGGGAGUACAUUAUUGCUUUAUCAUCAAUUAUACCAGCGACUUGUAUUCGAUUUAUAUCUCGUAUUUCCAAUGCACGUAUUUGUAUAUACCUUGACACUAAAAAGACUGCAGAUAAAUUGUUAGACGAAAAUAAAAAGAUUAAUAUUAAAGAACAUAUACUAGAAAUAAAACCAUUGAUUACUAGAAAUAAAAGAAUUGUUUUAUCAAACGUAUGUCCCGUGAUUCCCAAUUAUGUGAUCGAACAAAAAUUUCAUGAAUUAAAUAUACAAAUAAUGUCCCCUAUAACAUUCAUGAAAAUAGGAGUGACAGAUCCAGGUUUUUCUCAUAUAUUAAGUUUUAGAAGACAGUUAUAUGUUAGCCCAGAAGAUAAUACACGUCUACCAGAAUCAUUCCAAUUGACAUUUGAAGGGACAAAUUACUGGAUUUACGUAUCAACUGAUGCCUUAAAAUGUUUUACAUGCAAUACUGAGGGUCAUUUAUCUAAAAAUUGUCCACAAAAUACCACAACUUCCCAAUCCUACCAACAACAAUCAGAAAGCCAAACAACACAAGAAAUAAAAAAAAUUUUUGAAAGAAAUGAUGACACUAUAAUAACAGAACCAGUAAUUAAUAUCCAGAACACAUACGAAUUUAUAACACCGUCUCAAACAAAUUUAAAAGGAAAGAAGCGACUUCAUUCACCGACCACCAGUAACUCAUCAAACGUAGAAGUAAUAAAACAGUGUGCACAAAAAGACCAUCAUGUAUCACUCGAUAUCGACACUGAUGAAUCCAGUAGUAAUGUAUCACAAGAUGACAUGGAAAUAAAGAUUAAAACUAAAAAGAAAUUAAAGAAAAUCGACCCUAGGACAGAAGAAGAAGUUUGGAAUGAAAUAAGAGACAGUAUAACAGAAUUAAGUAACGAAGAAAUAUUACCUAUUAGUUUAGACCAAUUUAUUAGUUUACUAGAUAAUUCAAGAGGAAAACAAAAUAUAAAAGAACUAGUUUAUUCAUACACAGAAAAUAUUAAAGAUCUUAUUAUAAUGUGUAAUACACUUCACAGUAAAAUGAACAAAAGUUUGAAAAAAAGAUGUUCACGAUUAUCUAGAAAGCUACAUGAAUUAUUAAACCACAAUUCUAUUGUCACAUCAGAGACAGAUAAAUAA
Diatraea saccharalis (sugarcane borer) is the source of this 1305-nucleotide messenger RNA. Lineage: Eukaryota; Metazoa; Arthropoda; Insecta; Lepidoptera; Crambidae. The record is from the annotation of a GenBank genome assembly.